AUGACAGGUGACACGGGUAUCCACGAAACAACCGACCAUUCAACCAGUCCUGCAUUCUCCGACAUAAUACACGGCGAAGAUCUCGAGUUUCGACAUGAACACGAAAAACCAUUUCCAGUACGACACAAGUUCCAAGUAUUGGGCAAAUUCACACCACCGAGCAUAUUAUCGCGAUGCUCAAAUACACAGCUUGUCACGAUAGCAGGUGCAGCAUCGGGGUUUUUAGCAGGAGUCGUUGUGUGUCCCCUCGAUGUCAUCAAAACUAGACUCCAAGCUCAGCAAGACAAGGCAAACAGAUUAGGAUUUCGACAAAUGUUAACAAGGAUACUACGCACUGAAGGGAUAACUGGGCUAUAUCGUGGUUUGGUGCCCAUCACUAUAGGAUAUCUCCCCACAUGGACUAUUUAUUUCACCGUAUACGAAAGGGCUAAGAAGUUUUACCCACAUUUUAUACAGCGACACUGGGAUAUAGACAGUCCUACAUUGAACCAUUUCUGCUCUGCAAUAACGGCAGGAAUGACUAGUUCAAUCGCCGUUAAUCCGAUUUGGGUCGUCAAGACUCGACUCAUGAUUCAAUCAAAUACAAGAACAUCGCCCACUGAUGUGGUAUACAAGGGCACCAUUGAUGCGUUCAGGACAAUGUAUCAAGAAGAAGGUAUCCGCGUAUUUUAUAGUGGAUUGAUACCGUCGUUGUUUGGGUUGAUUCAUGUCGGAAUCCAUUUCCCAGUUUAUGAAAAAAUGAAGUCCUGGUUACAUUGCAGUACUAUUGACCAGCAAAAUGAAGUGCCGGGACUUUUGUGGAGACUCAUUGCCGCGUCAUCCAUAUCCAAGAUGAUUGCUAGUACAAUUACAUACCCUCAUGAGAUUUUGCGUACUAGAUUACAAAUGAGGAAGAAUGGUCAAAAGCAAGUUGCAAAAGCAAAUGCCAAGGGAUCUUUGUUGAAGACUAUUUCACAUAUAUAUCACAAGGAGGGUCUACGUGGGUUCUAUGCCGGUUACGUUACAAACUUGAUUAGAACUGUCCCGGCAAGCGCAGUUACGCUAGUCAGCUUUGAAUAUUUCAAAACGUACUUGUUGGAGAUUGGUGGUAAGACAGGGAAGAUGGCUCAUUUAUAG
This is a messenger RNA of Lodderomyces theae, 1116 nucleotides long. RefSeq names its product NAD+ transporter. The record is from RefSeq and is a predicted model, not a curated record. Gene Ontology annotation, biological process: NAD transmembrane transport. The transcript has a single exon. The coding region runs from base 1 to 1116 and encodes 371 amino acids. Gene Ontology annotation, molecular function: NAD transmembrane transporter activity. Lineage: Eukaryota; Fungi; Ascomycota; Pichiomycetes; Serinales; Debaryomycetaceae.